Molecule: messenger RNA, 2249 nt
Organism: Sycon ciliatum
Lineage: Eukaryota; Metazoa; Porifera; Calcarea; Leucosolenida; Sycettidae
Exons: 3
Coding region: 156-1562 (468 amino acids)
Source: RefSeq, a predicted model, not a curated record
AGUUUUGCACAUCAGACGACGAGAAGAGAUUUUUAAUCCUGGGGAAUUUUGUGCCUGUCCGAUACCAUCAGUUCUAAUUUUCUUUCCCUCUGGGCAAGGUUGGCUGUGUCUGUCGCCAGGAUAGUGAUCGAAAAACAUUCAUACAUACAUUGCCAAUGGAUUCCAGUCAGCAAUCUGACCAUUCCGAUGACGAAACAUCAGCGGUAGCCCUUCCACAACAUAUCACCGCCACCAGUGAGCAUGAUAGUCUUUUGCCAGGGACUGUUCCUGUUGAGCAUACUGUUCGGAAUGAUGAAGUCAUGCAAGAAGAACUGUCGCUAGAGGAAGCAGCCGCGGGUUUGGUUAAUGAAUCUGAAGAUCAACAGUCAAGGGCGCUAGAAUCAGUCGAGUCAGGACUUGGCAAUGUUACAUUUGAUGUAUGGUGCUCAACUCUAUUACCUUUGCUGUCUAUUGCGGACAUCUUUCAAUUGUGUGGGGUUAGUAGACGCUUGAAGGAAUGGUUAUACAAUGACUCGACGUUCAAGGGUCUAUGUCAGCACCGGUAUCAAAUCAGUCCAAGUUUGGAGAUGUCCUACAUUCAGAUUGCCAAGGUCAUCUACAUCGCCACCAGGGUAGCUAGCCUGCAUCAUAGCUCCAGUGCGGAGUUCAGGAACUGCGUGAUCCUUUGCGACGAUCUUAGUGUUUUCCAACACAAAAAGCGGUCGAUUGUACAAUUAUCAAGCCUGGCGCUGAGACUGCCUGAGAACGUGAAUACGCCUCCUAGCUGGACCAGCACUGGGCAGUUGAGGUCACUUGCACAAAAGCCGUGCCUGUUCGUCGAUGAAGCUUGUACCCACCUUCCAAACAUUUCACCGACGUUGAUCGAAACAACAUGCAACGUGGAAACAGGAUUCUUAUUAUUACCUUCUUUGUACAGACUUGAAGAUCUAGUGAAAUUGUCGUUUGAUAGGUGCAGCUCUAUUGAACAGUAUCAAACAGCAAUUAUCAAGGAUAUGGAGAAGGAUAGUUCGGAGAUGGUCCAAUAUUUGUCCUCAACGAACCGCUCUAGCAGGCUAGUGUGCAUUGCGAAAGGGUUUUAUAGCGCCGCAAAGCGAGAUUCGAUUUUAGUCUCUUUAGUCAAAGAUGAUCAUUUGAUCGCUCAACUCACAGAGUGCUUAGCUGAUUCUUGGACCUAUAACCCCUUCUAUCAUUUUCUUAUAAAUUAUGGAAACAGUGACAUACCUGACACAUUUGCCUCCAAACAAUGGAUUAGCGCGACUGCACUGCUCGCAACGAGACACUCUGUGAUCAAUCUGAUGAUCAAAGGCAGCCUACGCACAGAACAAGUCGAGGAUUACUUCACAGCUAUGCUUGAGUACAACAAGCUCUGGAUGAGUUUGCCACAGUCCAGUCGCCCCAGGUGUGACCAUCUAUACCGUGGCUUGGGUACCUACAUAUUUGAUUCAUCACCAGGGUCAGAUUCGAAGAGGACAUUGACCAAAGUCGAAUUCCUCAACGCUAUGAAACAGUAUGGCGAUGAACUUGCUGGCAAUGGGAUUUCGCACACCUUAGACUUUAAAUAAUAUUCCUCCUGCUGAAAAAGCCCCAACAAGUUUUGCACAGCAUAUCCCUAGACAUUUCUGUCUGUUCAUAAGUUUCGAUAUUGCUAACUUUGAUUCCGACUCUUUUGAUCUUGCUGACUUGCUCAAUGCAGUGUUGGUAUUACAGACUGAUACAAUGUUUGAGAGGCGACUAAGCACGUCUGCAAGCCGUGGAAGCAUUACGUCAUAGUUUAUUCUCUACCCGAAUCCUCACCUAUUCUCAAAUCUCGCUUCCACUGCUUUUUGCAUUUUAAAAUUUUUUAAUAUCUUUAAAAUUCGCUGCACGUACUUUGAAGUAUCUUUCCUAUUUUUGUCCACAAGACAAGCACAAGUUGAAAGUCACAGCUGUGCAGGACGUUAGCGGAUAUACAUGCAGGUCGAUGACGAUACUGGCAAGACCAUUAUUUUCACAAUAGCUGUAGAACGUCAGUACUGUUGGUCAGUUUUGUGCAAUGUUAUCGGAUGAGUUAAUUGUACCUCUUAAUUUGCUGGCCAAAAAUCCUAUAUAUAGGAUUUGAAAAUGUGUGGCUUUUAUGCCGUUUGGUAUUAGUCAUCACGACAAAUAAUAACGGCAUAAUGAUUUUCAUGGAAGUUGUAAGUAUGUUUGAGGCACGAAUGUUUACAUUUUAGAUUCAUAGGGCGAUAAUAUUUCUGAUGAAUACCCAUUUU